AUGAUUGCCAAAACAGGAGCCAGAGAUGCUGGCCGAGGUCGAGGAAGGAGAGGUGGAGGAAGUUAUCGGAAAGGAUCCAAGGCCAGAAUCUCACAACAAGCACCACAGCGCGCAGAGGAGCUUGACAGCAAUGCCUACAGGUAUUACGAGCCGGAGCCGUCACGGGAUGAUCAGUUUGAUGAGGAAAUAAUGCAGAGGAAAUACCAGCGGCAACAAGACGAUGCCAAACAGUUUUCAGGGCUGCUACAUCAACCGCUCAAUACGGCUCUGCACCAGCACCGUCAAGACGCGAUAUUGCCAGAGGCUGACAUUGGCAUCGAUCUGAACGCGCUGGCAAAGAACUUGCUCUCUAUUCCUGUGCACACUCGCCUCAACAUCAGUGCAGACCACCUUUCUAGUGCCACUAUCGCUGAAUUCCAACGAAGUGCUAAUGCUAGUGCAGAGAGGGUGAAAUCCAGCUACAAUUCUACCUCCCAGCAACGACUAGUUAACGCCACGGACAUUUCACCCGCACCCAUUCAUCAGUACAUCGCAAGGGCAAGGAUCCAGGAUCUGCCUACUGUUGCGGAUAACGUUACUACUGCACUCAGCACUAGCAGCAGUGGUGAGCAGAAAAGCGUUCCGGCACAGUCUGAUCCUGGCCCCUGUAACUCUGCUCCAGCUGCUUCACCAAUCCAGCAGGUUCAGCCUACUCCACAACAGUGUGGUCCGUAUGCUCAAGUCAGCGAUGGGAAAGAUGGUGAUGGUGAUGCUGUGUUGGAUGCUAUAUUACUAUUAGCCCUGCCAACAGCAUCAGCAACACCUGCAGCAGUUACCUCGACUAGCACAACCACUGCACCAGCACGAAGACGCGACCCGACGCCAGCACCAAGAGUGACACAUGGACUGCAGACUGCAGCAGGAGCCAUUGGCCACAAUGGUGAUGCGUCAGCACAUUGCGCACCUACAACGUCGCUGACCAGUGUUCUUGUCACGACCACAACUUCCAGAAGUCCAGCCACUGCAAGCAAUAGCUCUAGACAGAACAUUGUGUCAUGGAGCCGCAUGUCCGCCAAGCCAACAGUAAGUGCCAGUAUGGGACAGCGCGUGACCAACAAAGGUGCUCCCAACAAAGGUGCUCUGGUAGCCAACAAAGGUGCUCCAGUUGCGGCCAUUGGAGCCGGACUUAUGAACAUGGACACCGUUGCAACGAGUAAACGUUCUGCUGCUGUUGCAGCCGUGGCAAAUGCAGAUGACUAUGACGAUGAUUUGGACUUCUUGCUUGCUUUGUAG
Sycon ciliatum is the source of this 1272-nucleotide messenger RNA. Its product is annotated as mucin-5AC-like. NCBI's taxonomy places the organism in Eukaryota, Metazoa, Porifera, Calcarea, Leucosolenida, Sycettidae. The record is from RefSeq and is a predicted model, not a curated record. The transcript has a single exon. The coding region runs from base 1 to 1272 and encodes 423 amino acids.